GCCGCCGCGCCCCGAGGAUCGGGGAGCCGCUGGCGCCGCCCAGGCGGGCAGCUGCGCCGCAGGCCUGCCGACCGCUGGAGGAGGUCCCCCCGCGCCGGGAUGGCGUGCCCGUGUCCGGGAUGGCCCGACGGCCACGGCCGCGGCAGUGGCGCGGCGGACGGGCCUGCGCCGGCGCCCGAGGGCCUGUCCGCGGCCGCUGCGGAGCAGAACACGGACAUGGUGGACAUCCCCGCGGGACGCUUCCCGAUGGGCAUCGAGAAGGAGCGAGUCCACUUCAGGCAGGACGGGGAGGGCCCGCUGCGACAAGUGAGGAUGUCGGGCUUCCGGCUGGAUCGGUUCGAGGUCAGCAACAGGAAGUUUCAAGAGUUCGUGGAGGAGACGGGCCAUGUGACCGAGGCAGAGUUGUUCGGGGAUUCCUUUGUAGCUGAGCUAUAUCUUUCAGAAGCCGUAUCGCGCACGGUUGAUGUCAAAGUCGCCGCUGUCCCUUGGUGGCUUCCCGUGAAGAAUGCUACGUGGAGGACGCCUGAGGGUUUAGACAGUGGUCUGGAUGGGGAGCGCAGCCGUUUCGGUGAUAGGUGGAACCAUCCAGUCGUGCAUAUUUCUUGGAACGAUGCCACCGCCUAUUGCCGAUGGCGAAACGCGUCGCUGCCAUCUGAGGCGCAGUGGGAGUACGCGGCGCACGGAAGCUCGAGCAGUCCGAAUUUGUACCCUUGGGGGAACCUCACAUAUGGCGAUCCAAAGAAGCACCGGAUGAACAUAUGGCAGGGCACUUUCCCAACGUCAAAUACGGCAAAGGACAAGUGGAUUAAAACUGCCCCCGUGGACGCAUACGGCCCACAAAACGACUGGGGAUUGUACAACAUGGUCGGCAAUGUGUGGGAAUGGGUCGGUGAUUGGUUCACACCGGUGCACUUCCUGACCGAGGAGACCCAGGCCACUGGCUUCGUCGACCCUCUCGGACCGUCAGUCGACGAGCUCGACCAGGUCGUGGAGAUGGGCUACAUGAGCAGGGACGGGUCCGGGCAGUUCGAGAAGGUCAAGAAGGGCGGCUCCUUCAUGUGCCACAAGUCCUACUGCUGGAGGUACCGCAUCUGCGCCCGCAGCCACCUCUCCGCGGAGAGCACAGCGCACCACGUGGGGGUGCGCUGCGCCCGCCCCGCGGAGGACGCGGAGGCGGCCCACUGGUCCCGAGCGCCCGAGCGCAGGCAGCCGCCCAGAACCCCCCAGUGA
This is a messenger RNA of Prorocentrum cordatum, 1230 nucleotides long. NCBI's taxonomy places the organism in Eukaryota, Dinophyceae, Prorocentrales, Prorocentraceae. The record is from the annotation of a GenBank genome assembly.